Molecule: messenger RNA, 575 nt
Organism: Brassica napus (rape)
Lineage: Eukaryota; Viridiplantae; Streptophyta; Magnoliopsida; Brassicales; Brassicaceae
Product: disease resistance-like protein DSC2
Exons: 1
Coding region: 1-465 (154 amino acids)
Biological process (GO): signal transduction
Source: RefSeq, a predicted model, not a curated record
AUGGCUUCUUCUUCAUCUCUAUCUCACAGUUGGUUGUAUCACGUCUUCCUGAGCUUCCUUGGAGAAGACGUGCGCAAAGGCUUUCUUAGUCACGUUCGGAAAGGGCUCGAAAGCAAGGGAAUCAUAGCUUUCGUUGAUGAAGAGAUCAAGAGAGGCGAAUCUGUCGGUCCCGUACUUGUAGGAGCGAUCAGACAAUCAAGGGUUUCCGUUGUCUUGCUCUCCCCUAACUACGCUUCAUCAAACUGGUGUCUGGACGAGUUGGUGGAAAUCAUGAAGUGCAGGGAAGAGUAUCAACAGACAGUGAUGACCAUUUUCUACGAAGUGGAUCCAUCUGAUGUUAGGAAGCAGACCGGAGAUUUCGGGAAAGCCUUCGAUGCAACCUGUGUGGGAAAAAUAGAAGAGGUGAAGCAGGCAUGGAGGCAAGCUUUGACGGAUGUCGCGGGUGGUUACCACACUAGCAACUAGUUGGUUCACUUUUAUUUCCACUUGCUUAUUUAUAGGGAUGUUAACAUUGAUAAUUACCAUGGAUUUACCCAAACCCAGUAAUAAUGGGUUGGGUUUUUACCCAUCUACAA